Molecule: messenger RNA, 451 nt
Organism: Aspergillus caelatus
Lineage: Eukaryota; Fungi; Ascomycota; Eurotiomycetes; Eurotiales; Aspergillaceae
Product: electron transfer flavoprotein regulatory factor 1
Exons: 4
Coding region: 111-365 (84 amino acids)
Biological process (GO): respiratory electron transport chain
Cellular component (GO): mitochondrion
Source: RefSeq, a predicted model, not a curated record
GUCCGGCCCAUUUAUCCCGCAUCCUCAACACAUCUUCACACCUUCCUCCUUCACAGCCCCCCUUCCUUCCAUCUUAAUUUUCAAUCUCUUCGGGCUCAAGUGGGUGAACAAUGACGAAUCCUGAACUUCGUCGGCAAGUAAUCAAUAUCUAUAAAGAGUUACUCUUUCUCGGGCGGAACUAUCCACUGGGUUAUGAAUACUUCAGGAAUAGACUGCAUAAGGCGUUUGCCAGCCAGGCACAUUUGAGGGAUGAUGAGCAGAUACGGAAGGGUAUAGCACGGGCGGAUUUCGUGAAGAAAGAGAUUGAAGCACUGUACUACUUGAAGCGAUAUCGCACGUUGAAACAGCGCUAUGAAAGCAAUUAGGGCCAGUAAGGCAAUUGGACAUCACACCUUGACUGGAACGAAGUAUACACAUGGAAAAUCAACAUAAAUGGGGUAUCACCAAUAGG